Messenger RNA from Chenopodium quinoa (quinoa), 1960 nucleotides. RefSeq lists its product as uncharacterized. Lineage: Eukaryota; Viridiplantae; Streptophyta; Magnoliopsida; Caryophyllales; Amaranthaceae. The transcript has 5 exons. The record is from RefSeq and is a predicted model, not a curated record. The coding region runs from base 595 to 1782 and encodes 395 amino acids.
CAAAUUUGAAAGAAUACUUAUAUAUCUACAUGCAAAGCAUACACACGCAACCAAAAUUAGAAAGGAACAAUUUUAGUCCAUUUAAAACUUCCAAAGCAUAUUCUCAAGAACAAAAGGCAUAUUUAAGUUUUCACACACUAGUCAUUACUCGUCCACGGCACAGCCUCAUUAGCUUUGCUGAAAAGGCUCACAUUUUGAGCUAAUUCUCACCAAAAUUCUACAAAGAGAAUUAGAGAAAACCAUUAUUAAAAACAUCACACAAGAAUCUAGCCGCCAUUAAAGUGCACAAUAACACAAUACAAUAUACAAUCCCAAAUUCCCCUUCUUUACCAAGCACCCUUAGAUACAAUUCAUAGAACCAGCUUAUAGCCAGCCUACCAAAAUUAUUCAACAACCCAUCCAUUCAUAUUCCACUCUUAAUUUUAAUUAACUUAAUUUUCCCAACCCUAUUUUCUUUUUUAAAAAAUUAUCAAUUCACUAAUUUUUUUUUAACAGUUAAUGAAAAAGAUUGUUGUUAUUAAAUUAGGAGGGAAAUGGCGUACCUGUAUGUAAGCUAUACACUCGUUGUAUAUAAGACCUACUCAUAAUAAGCCAAUGCGGUUCUUAUUAUAUUUGGCAGCCACUACAAGAAAAAGGUGUGCAACAACAUCGAUCGGUCAGAAGUGCGCUAGAGAAAGAAGAAGUCCCGGAAAUAUCUCUCCUUCCCAAUUAUUUGAAGAUCUAAAACUCAAAAAGCUCACUUACAAGAUGGGUAAUAUCUCAUGUGGAGGUCAUGGAAGGAGGACUGCAAAGUCAAUGGAUGAGAGUGAAUGUGAAAUUACAUCACCCAGAAUUAGAUUAAAUGAUGGCAGAUUUUUGGCUUACAGAGAAAUUGGAGUUCCUAAAGAAGAAGCUGAAUUCAAGAUCAUCAUUGUUCAUGGAUUUGGCAGUAAUAAAGACAUGAGUUUUUCUGCAUCUCAAGGGCUAAUUGAAGAAUUGAAGAUAUACAUGCUGCUAUAUGAUAGAGCAGGCUACGCGGAUAGUGAUCCAAACCCUGAGAGGUCACUCAAGAGUGAAGCAUUAGAUAUUGAGCAACUCGCGGAUCAGUUAGAGUUAGGACCCAAAUUCUAUGUGAUUGGGGUGUCAAUGGGAUCAUAUCCUAUUUGGAGUUGCCUCAAGUAUAUACCACACAGGCUGCAAGGUGUAGCUUUGGUGGCUGCAGUUGUCAAUUAUUCCUGGCCCUCUCUCCCUAAAAGCCUAAUCAAAGACGACUUCAGAAGAAAUCUUGUUAAAUUAACUCUAUUUGUUUUGAAACAUAUGCCCAGUUUACUGUAUUGGUGGAUGAACCAGAAGUGUCUCCCCACGGCAAAUGUUAUGGAGAAGAAUCCUGUUUUUUUCAGCGAAAGAGAUCAGGAAGUUCUGAAAAGAACUCCAGGAUUUGAGCUGCUCAGUGAGAACAAAAUAGAGCAGAGAAGUAUAUUUGAUAAUCUUCGAGGUGAUAUUUUGGUGGGACUUAGUAAAUGGGAGUUCGAUCCAUUGAAACUAAACAAUCCAUUUCCCAAAGACGAGCGGUCAGUUCAUCUAUGGGUAGGCUAUGAAGAUAAGGUUGUUCCAGUUGAACUUCAAAGACAUGUUAUGGAAGAAUUACCUUGGAUCAAGUACCAUGAAAUUCCUCAUGGCGGCCACUUGAUUGUAUAUGACACUGAAGUAUGUGAAUCCAUAUUAAGGGCACUCUUGCUCAACGAAGAACCUGCAAAAUAUAUACCGUUACCUGGUACUCCAAAGUUGAUAGCAGCAGCAUAAUUUUUUUUUAUUUUUUGCUGUAUAUUUUUUAUAUGUUGCACCUAUUCUCAAUACUUGAAUUGGUGAUGAUUUGUGAAGGGAAAAAAAAAAUCUGAUUUGUAAAAAGAACUUAUUUGAUGUGUAACAUAGUUCUUAUUCUGAAGCAUGAGUUAUAACAGGAAAUUGAAUUGGUUGUACA